AUGAAUCGUCGUCGAAAGAGCUGGGUAAGGAGAUGCGAGCGCGCCUGUUGCUCGGUCGUCACAUACUUUCCGUUAGGAUUCAUAUAUGGCUUGAGUACAUGGGCAAUAUGGGUGGAGGCAGGAUUAGGAAUCUCUACAGGUCUCAAUACAUGGACAGGCACGAUUUCCUCUGUCAUUGGCAUUACCCUUUACCUCCUCUUGAACUGGUCAUACACCACCGCCGUCUUCACUGACCCAGGUUCGCCUAUUAACCGGAGCAGUCAAUCAGGCUACUCUCACCUUCCCACCCACGAGCCUUCUGCGCACCGAGACGCUCCAUCCUUCACCGUCAAGUCUACAGGCGAGAGCCGGUUCUGCAAGAAGUGCAAAGCUCGGAAACCGGAUCGUGCACAUCACUGCUCGACAUGUGGGCGCUGCGUGCUCAAGAUGGAUCAUCAUUGCCCAUGGCUGGCUACGUGUGUUGGCUUGAGGAACUACAAGGCUUUCGUUCUGUUCUUGAUCUACACGUCGAUAUACUGUUGGCUCUGCUUUGCGGUGACCUCGACAUGGCUCUGGAGCGAAGUCUUUAGUGACACCGAAUACAUGGAAAGUCUUAUGCCGAUCAAUUACGUGUUACUCUGCGUCAUCUCUGGUAUCAUUGGCCUUGUUUUGACGGGUUUUACGAUUUGGCAUCUCAGCCUGGCAUACAGAGGUCAGACAACUAUUGAGUGUUUGGAGAAAACUAGAUAUCUAAGUCCGUUAAAAAAAUCGAUGCGACGGCAACAAUUCGGCAAUGCAAAUGGGAACGGAGGUCAAAGCUACGGACAACAGCUUGCAGAAAUCCAUGCGAAUACAGUACCUGGAGUUACGAGAUCUGAGGAAGGGGAGGAAAUGCUUUCGGAUGUGGACCUUGAAGCAGGCCCACGGUCAAAGGCACAUAAGUCGUUACAGAGGGACUAUGGCGAAAUGGAGCGAUCGAGGGAGCGUGAGCGCUACGAGGACUAUCUUGACGAGCAGGACUCGGAGAAGCUACCAAGUGCUUUCGACCUAGGGUGGAGGAGAAACCUACAGCAUUUGUUCGGGGACAAGCCGCUUUCAUGGUGGCUACCUAUCUGCAACACUUCAGGCGAUGGGUGGCACUGGGAGCCGAAUCCAAAAUGGGUUGAAGCUAGGGAAGCCAUAAGGAAGGAAAGAGAAGCGCAGUGGCAAGAGGAUGAGGAGAGAAGGAGGGAUGGCUAUGGAGAUGGCUACUAUGAUCGACGGUGGCCUGCAAGAGAGGACUCGGAACGACAUUAUCUGACGACAUCGAACGGCGUAAAGGAUGUACCAGGUUCAGGAAUCAGGUCGUCUGGGAAGGCCGAUCAGAUCCUUGGGAGGACUGAUGAGUACUUUGAUCGCAGCUUUGAUGACGGCAGCCCCUCGAGCAGAAUGUCCAUGAAGACACUGAGGCGACGGGGUAGUUUCAGCGGGUCCAGUGACGAUGACGAUUACGAAGUCAGCAGUGACGAGGACAGGGGAUCCGUCCAAGACAUGCCGCAGUCCAAUGGCCAGCCAAAAGCAGAGAUUGGAUGGCCGAAACGGGAUUGA
This is a messenger RNA of Letharia columbiana, 1566 nucleotides long. RefSeq lists its product as uncharacterized. Gene Ontology annotation, biological process: peptidyl-L-cysteine S-palmitoylation; protein targeting to membrane. Gene Ontology annotation, molecular function: protein-cysteine S-palmitoyltransferase activity. Bases 1 to 1566 code for a protein of 521 amino acids. Lineage: Eukaryota; Fungi; Ascomycota; Lecanoromycetes; Lecanorales; Parmeliaceae. The record is from RefSeq and is a predicted model, not a curated record. Gene Ontology annotation, cellular component: endoplasmic reticulum; Golgi apparatus. The transcript is spliced from 2 exons.